This is a messenger RNA of Podarcis raffonei (Aeolian wall lizard), 786 nucleotides long. RefSeq names its product mannose-P-dolichol utilization defect 1 (gene MPDU1). The record is from RefSeq and is a predicted model, not a curated record. Gene Ontology annotation, biological process: oligosaccharide biosynthetic process. The coding region runs from base 34 to 765 and encodes 243 amino acids. NCBI's taxonomy places the organism in Eukaryota, Metazoa, Chordata, Lepidosauria, Squamata, Lacertidae. The transcript is spliced from 7 exons.
CGCCCAGCUUCAUUGGCUCCCACCUUCGUCAAAAUGGCGGCGUCGACGGCUCUGAAGGGCCUGCUGGUCCCGCACGUCCUGCCGGAGAACUGCUACGACGAGCUCUUCCUCAGCCUCAACCUCUUGCACAUUCCAUGCCUCAAAAUCUUCAUCAGCAAGGGCCUCGGAUUCGCCAUCGUGGCUGGUUCCCUUCUGGUGAAGCUGCCCCAGAUCUUCAAGAUCCUGGGGGCCAAGAGCGCUGAGGGGCUGAGCUUCCAUUCCAUCCUCCUGGAGCUGCUCGCCAUCACCGGCACCAUGGCCUACAGCAUCGCCAACGCUUUCCCGUUCAGUUCCUGGGGCGAAGCUUUCUUCCUCAUGUUGCAAACUGUGGCCAUCGGAUUCCUAAUCCAGCAUUUCGGGGGUAACACGGGACGAGGUGUGUCCUUCCUGCUCGCCUACUUUGGAGUCCUGGCCCUCCUGCUCUCCUCACUCACACCCGUGGGUAUCGUGACGGCGCUCCAGGCGUUCAACAUGCCCGCCGUCAUAACAGGCAGGCUCCUGCAAGCAGCCACAAACUACCGCAACGGCCACACAGGGCAGCUCUCCGCCGUCACAGCCUUCCUGCUUUUUGCGGGCUCUCUGGCCCGGAUCUUCACUUCCAUCCAGGAGACGGGAGACCCCCUCAUGGCUCUCACCUACGUCGUGGCCUCAUCCUGCAACAGCAUCAUCACGGGACAGUUGAUAUAUUACUGGAACGUCCCCGUGGACAAGCGCAAGAAGGAAUAGGAGCCCUGGAGGGGUUCGUGA